GAUAACUCAGAUCCAUCCAACGACUUCCGGGUACACUUGACAAGCUUCUCCACAUCGACAGCAUGAUGAAAUAGUAGCAGCUAACACUUAUGGAUCUUUUUUCAAUGCUGCUGUCCUUCGUGGGCAUUGCAGUUAUUACAGCUUUUAUUGUGUUAAUUGUUGUUGCCAUGUCUACAAAGCCAUAUCCAGAUUUAGGAAGAUAUGAGACUGAAAAGUAUUUCAUGAAUGAAAAGCAGGAGAAAUGUGUGUUUCCAUCAAUCAAUGAUCCAGCCACUCUGGAGCUCUCUGUCAUUGUACCAGCAUACAAUGAAGAAGAAAGGUUACCAGUAAUGAUGGAUGAAGCUUUAGGUUAUUUAGAGGAAAGAAAGAAAAAAUCGUCAUCAUUCAGCUAUGAGGUGAUAGUUGUUGAUGAUGGCAGCAAAGACAAAACUACACAAACAGCACAAAAAUAUUGCAAUAAAUUUGGAUCUGAGAAAGUGCGAGUGUUAACACUUGCAAAGAAUCGCGGAAAGGGUGGAGCCAUUAGGCUGGGCAUGUUUUCUGCCAGGGGACGAUACCUUCUAUUUGCUGAUGCUGAUGGAGCAAGUAAAUUUAGUGACUUUACAAAACUGGAGAAUGAAAUGAAAAAUAUAAAUAAGGACAGCAGUAACAGGGCAGUGGUGUGUGGGUCUCGUGCACAUCUGGAAGAGGAGUCUAUAGCACAGAGGUCUUUAUUUAGGACAAUCUUGAUGAAAGGUUUCCAUUUUGUUGUCUGGUUUCUUUGUGUACGGGGAGUCAAGGACACACAAUGUGGAUUUAAACUUCUUACAAGAGAGGCAGCAAUUCUCCUCUUCUCUAAUCUGCAUGUAGAGAGAUGGGCAUUUGAUGUAGACAUGCUGUUCUUAGCUCAGUACUUUAACAUUCCAGUAGGAGAGGUGGCCAUCACCUGGACUGAAAUUGAAGGUUCAAAAAUGGUGCCUGUCUUUUCCUGGAUACAAAUGGGAAAGGAUAUUAUUUUAAUACGACUGCGAUAUUUACUAGGUGCAUGGAAGAUCAAGGAAAAAUCCAAAGUAGAAUGAGAGGUUGAAAGUUAUGGUUGAAAAAUUUUGUGUGAAUGGGGCUUUCAUCUCAAUCAUUUUCAUUAUUGCUGAGUGAUUGUAUUUCUAUCACAUGAUUGUAAUAAAUAUACAAGUAGUGUU
Molecule: messenger RNA, 1178 nt
Organism: Saccostrea echinata
Lineage: Eukaryota; Metazoa; Mollusca; Bivalvia; Ostreida; Ostreidae
Product: dolichyl-phosphate beta-glucosyltransferase-like
Exons: 9
Coding region: 90-1058 (322 amino acids)
Cellular component (GO): endoplasmic reticulum membrane
Source: RefSeq, a predicted model, not a curated record